Molecule: messenger RNA, 3894 nt
Organism: Drosophila miranda
Lineage: Eukaryota; Metazoa; Arthropoda; Insecta; Diptera; Drosophilidae
Gene: kz
Product: probable ATP-dependent RNA helicase kurz
Exons: 5
Coding region: 127-3762 (1211 amino acids)
Biological process (GO): maturation of SSU-rRNA from tricistronic rRNA transcript (SSU-rRNA, 5.8S rRNA, LSU-rRNA)
Cellular component (GO): nucleolus; intracellular anatomical structure
Molecular function (GO): ATP binding; RNA binding
Source: RefSeq, a predicted model, not a curated record
UCAUUAAGUGUCAUAACUAUUACCCUACACGUGCAACAGAUUUCGCUUCAAUGUUUUAAAAACAUUGCCGUCCAUUAAAUCUAUUCUAUUCAACAAAUAUAUGUAAAUGUUUACUGCAUCAUAAAAAUGGGCAAAAAAGUUCACAAUGCCAAAGCGCGAAAAAAUCCACAAACGAUUGUAGACAAUUCCGGAGUUAAAAAGAUUCAAAUAGAUGUAGACUCUGUGGCCGGGGGCGCGGGCAGGGGUAGCGGAAUCGGCGCUGGCUACGAUGAGGCUAAUGCCUUGGUGCUGCCCUCACAGAAGCGCGCAACCAAGACUGUAGUUGGGAAGACGCAGAAUGUGAAGAUCCUGACUAAGAAGCAGCGCAAGCACCUGCAGGCGAUUGUAGACAAGAAGAAGAAAAAGGAAGGCCGAGCCCAGCUGCUAGAAGACUUGGCAUCUGUACAAAUACCUGACGCUGAGCUCCAGCAGUAUACAUCCAUCACCCAGGUGCAAACGGUGGGUCUGAAGCGCCUGCAAACUCUGGACGACUACUUGGCCAAGAAGAAGGAACGGCAGGCUCAAGCGCAGGCCGAGAAAACACCCAGGAGUCGUGUGAACGCCAUCAAGGGGGCAGCCAAGCGUAAACUGCUUACCGAGGAGCAGGAGGAGCUGGAUGCCAAGCGAAAGAAUCCUAAUAUAAUUAGCUUAAAAGAAGACGACGAAGAGGAGAGUGCCUCUUCGAGUGACGAUGAUGAAUCUGCAGCAGAACAUUCACCAGAACCUGCGGAUGGUCUCACUCUAUCAGAAAUAGAGCCCACGACCGUACCAGUGAAAGAAGACCGCAUACCCAAGAACGAAGACCCGAAACCUGUUGCUGCCACACCCAAAUGCAGCCAUCAAACAGUUUACGUCCCCGUGAAUCGCAUGGAUAAGGUGCAGGAGGCACGUUUGCGCUUGCCUAUCCUCGCAGAGGAGCAGCAGGUGAUGGAGACGAUCAACGAGAAUCCCAUUGUGAUUAUAGCCGGUGCGACGGGCUCGGGAAAAACGACCCAGCUGCCGCAGUUCCUUUACGAGGCAGGAUACGCCCAGCACAAGAUUAUCGGGGUAACCGAGCCGCGGCGAGUGGCUGCCAUAGCCAUGUCAAAGCGUGUGGCUCACGAGAUGAAUCUCUCGGAGCGCGAGGUAUCCUACCUCAUACGUUUCGAGGGCAACGUGAGUCCGGCCACUCGCAUAAAGUUCAUGACGGACGGCGUCCUGAUGAAGGAGAUCGAGAGCGACUUUCUGCUAAACAAAUAUUCUGUGAUUAUUCUGGACGAGGCGCACGAGCGCAGUAUCUACACGGAUAUCCUCGUGGGACUGCUGUCCCGCAUAGUUCCCCUGCGACACAAGCGCGGAAGUCCCCUCAAGCUCAUAAUCAUGUCUGCCACGCUCCGCGUCACCGACUUCACAGAGAAUACGCGGCUGUUCAAGCAGCCCCCGCCGCUGAUCAAUGUAGAGUGCCGCCAGUUUCCCGUCACCAUCCACUUCCAGAAGCGCACCCCCGACGACUACGUGGCCGAGGCAUACCGCAAGGCACUGAAGAUACACAACCAGCUGCCUGAGGGCGGGAUUCUCAUCUUCGUGACUGGCCAGCAAGAGGUCAAUCAGCUCGUGCGCAAGCUACGUCGAACUUUUCCCUGUCGUCCCACAGACAAAAACGGCGAUCUGGAUCACGACUCUGAUCCCGUGAAGCAGAAAGAAGCAAAGGAGAAUAUGCAAAAUGAAUCUGCGGAGGACCUUAAGGAGCUGGAACUUGAAUUUGAUAUGAAGCGUGUGAUUCGCAAUAUCCGCAAGUCCAAGAAGAAGUUCCUCGCUCAGAUGUCCCUACCAAAGAUCAACCUGGACGACUACAAGCUGCCCGGCGACGACACCGAAGCGGACAUGCACGAUCAGGGGGACUCGGAUCCCAAUUGGGAUGACGAAGAGGGUGCAUUUUCCGCAGAUGACCAGAAUGAUGAUGACGGACUGGGAGGCGCAGAGGUGUCCAGCAUGCCCUCUGGCCCGAAGCAGCCACUCUGGGUGCUGCCCCUUUACUCGCUGCUCUCCUCCGAGAAGCAAAACCGAAUCUUCCAGCCCGUCCCCGAGGGCUGUCGCCUGUGCGUGGUCAGCACCAAUGUGGCUGAGACCUCUUUGACCAUUCCCCACAUCAAAUACGUCGUAGACUGCGGCCGCCAAAAGACGCGACUCUACGACAAGCUCACCGGCGUCAGCGCCUUCGUGGUCACCUACACGUCCAAGGCCUCGGCGGAACAGCGGGCUGGUAGGGCGGGCCGCAUCAGCGCUGGCCACUGCUACCGCCUGUACUCCAGCUCCGUGUACGAGCACCAGUUCAUGGAGUUCGGCAUGCCGGAUAUCCAGCAGAAGCCCGUCGAUGACCUGAUGCUGCAGAUGCGCACCAUGGGCAUCGACCGCGUCGUCCACUUCCCCUUCCCCACGCCGCCGGAGCAAAUCCAGCUGCAAGCCGCCGAGCAGCGUCUCACGGUCCUGGGCGCCCUGCAGGCUACGCCCAACGACGCCAAGGAUUUCCCUCCGGCCGUGACUCCGCUGGGGAAGGUUAUCUCCCGCUUCCCGGUGGCACCUCGCUUCGGCAAGAUGUUGGCCCUGUCUCAUCAGCAGGACCUGCUGCCCUACACCGUGUGCCUGGUGGCCGCGCUUUCUGUGCAGGAGCUGCUGCAGGAGACAGGCGUGCAGCGGACCGAGGACGUGGCCCCCAAAGCCAACAAGUUCCACGAAAAGCGCCUGCGUUGGGCGGCGGGCGGCAACUUCCAGCUGCUUGGUGAUCCCAUGGUCCUCCUCCGAGCUGUGGGGGCGGCAGAGUAUGCCGGCUCCAGGGCCCAGCUGCCUGAGUUCUGUGUUAACAACGGACUGCGCCAAAAGGCGAUCAGCGAGGUGCGCAAGCUACGCGUCCAGCUGACCAACGAGAUAAAUCUGAACGUCAGCGGGGUGGAGCUGAGCGUGGAUCCCCAGUUAAAGCCGCCCAGCGAUUCACAGGCCCGAUUACUGCGCCAGAUAUUGCUGGCUGGUAUGGGCGAUCGAGUGGCGCGCAAGGUGCCGUUGGCUGAGAUCGCUGACAAAGAGGAACGGCGACGGCUAAAGUACGCCUAUAACUGCGCCGACAUGGUCGAUCCCGCCUUCCUGCACGCCUCCUCGGUGCUCAAGCAGAAGACGCCCGAGUGGAUCAUCUAUCAGGAGGCGUACGAGCUGCGGAAUGAUGACUCUGAGAAGAUGUUCUUGCGCGGCAUUACCGCCAUUGAGCCGGAGUGGCUGCUCCUCUAUGUCCCUCUUCUGUGCAAUAUGCGUGAUGUGCGCGACGAUCCGCCGCCGCGCUUCGAAGCCUCGUCGGGCAAGCUCCUCUGCUUUGUGGAAGCCACGUUCGGCAAGGCUGGCUGGCCACUUCCUCUAUGCGAGAUAGAAAUGCCACUCAGCGAGAAGGCCUGCUGCUACUUUGGCAUGUUCCUGCUGGCUGGAGACAUCUGUCCCCGGCUGGCGGCGUUCAAGCGGAAGCUGAGGGUCACACCCGCCACACUCAUCAAGAGCUGGUCGAACCUCAACGACAAGGUGCUGCGCUUCAAGCGCGCCCUCAUCAGCAAGGAGAUCCACACCCGCCACGCCCUGCACGAGCAGUGGGCCAGCGAGCCGAACUUCCUGCUGGAGGAGUACCACGGCUUGCUGUACGACGUGGCCCUGAGCGAGCUGACAUCCCUGUGGCCACCCCUGCUCCAGCCCCUGCCAAUGUCCUAAAAACACACGAAAUGGGACUUUUGUAUAACAAGUUUCAUUAUAUUUAUUUAAUUGAUAUACCAUAUAUAUGUAUAUGUAUGUAUAUACUUUUGUGUAUAUUAUACAUUAUUAUGAAAUUUGUUUUAAAUGUAA